UAAACAUAUACACUCUUUGUCCAAGUUCUUUUUCAUUGGAUACAACAACUAAACAAACCUCUUCUUGAAAAUGAGGGAGUAGCUAGCAGUAAAGUUAAGUUCUUAUAGUAUAAAAUUUGAAUAAGAAAACCAUGAAAAAAGAACUAAACCCUGUAAAGAACCUCGACAAUCUUUAAGGCUUCAGUUUUGUUUAGUUUUAUGUUCUUCAAAGUACUCAAAAAAACGUUGUCCAAGAAAGUAAAAAGCUGUCACCUGUCGAUGCAUUUUGGAUUCUAUACUUUGGGUUUUCUAGUUUGUCAAGAAUUUUUUUUCCAGGGUUUUCCCAAUUUUGUGAUUCCACGGUUUUGCAGUCUGAGUUGAGCUCCGUUUCAUCAUCCCUGGCUGCAUUUUGUGAAGAGGAAUUAAUAAGUGGUGGUGGACUCUGUUCCUGAUUAUCAAGAAACUCACGGGAUAUUCAUAGUGAAUAUCAGCAUUUCUCAAUCAAUGAGGGGCCCCUUUUUACAUGCAUAGGAUUCAUAUGUACAAGGAGAAAGUAAAGCAAGAACAUUGCUGGAAUUUCUCAAAGAAGAAGAAGAAGCUAUGGAUGGUGUUAAUCACAGAAGUAGUGGGAGAUGGAAGAAUCUGAAAAACCGAUUCGGGUUUAAGGGAAUCGGUUGUUGUGGGGCAAUUUGGAGUACUUCUACUAAUCAAGCUCCCAAUCUCAUGAACGUAAGAGAAGAAGAUGAAGAAAUUGAUGAGGAAAUGAAUGCGAGUCAGAUUCCAGUUUCAGACGAGAAUAUCAUUUUGAUUCCGAAUCAAUCUUUCUGUGUGAGUCAGAAUCCGGUUGAGAUUACCGGCCUGAAUUUAGCGGCCGCGUUGGCUGCUGAGCGUAAUUUACGAGGAAUCGACGGCGAUGAUCGUAGAGGUGGCCCCACUGUAACUACUACUUCGAUCCCAUCGCCACCAUUGAGGGUGUCGUUGAUGAGAUUACUUCGAGAAGGAGACGGUGAAGAUGCCGAGAGGGAAAGAGAUAGACUGGCUGGAGGCGGAGGAGGUAAAAAUGAUACAGCGUGCUGUGUGUGUAUGGAGAGAAGUAAAGGUGCGGCGUUUAUUCCAUGUGGGCACACAUUUUGUAGAGUGUGUUGCAGGGAUAUUUGGUUGAAUCGUGGUUCUUGUGCAAUUUGUAACCGUUCGAUUGUAGAGAUUCUUGAUAUCUUUUAAGAUGUUUUUGUGGCGAGAUUUGAUACUGAUUUUGUAUUCUUGGUUUAUUUUUAGAGCAUUUGUCUGUACAAGUAUGGUUUUUGAAGUUCAUUUGAUGAUUGUGGUUGUAGGCGAAUCAAAGAAAAUUUCAGUGGUAA
Messenger RNA from Papaver somniferum (opium poppy), 1337 nucleotides. RefSeq lists its product as uncharacterized. The record is from RefSeq and is a predicted model, not a curated record. The transcript is spliced from 2 exons. The coding region runs from base 580 to 1200 and encodes 206 amino acids. NCBI's taxonomy places the organism in Eukaryota, Viridiplantae, Streptophyta, Magnoliopsida, Ranunculales, Papaveraceae.